Molecule: messenger RNA, 309 nt
Organism: Myxozyma melibiosi
Lineage: Eukaryota; Fungi; Ascomycota; Lipomycetes; Lipomycetales; Lipomycetaceae
Exons: 1
Coding region: 129-284 (51 amino acids)
Source: RefSeq, a predicted model, not a curated record
AUUACGAUCGACCUGCCAGCGACGGCUUUCUGUCGGAUGCGUGUGCGGAUCGCAAAGGCCGCGGCUCGCGACGGGUUGAUUAUCAAUAGACAACCGUCUGAGAGUAGUGAUUGUUGCGAUUUGGAAUCAUGUCUUUUUAUCUGGCGAUUGUUGGCACGAAGGAUAAUGCUGUUUACAGUCUAGACUUUGGGACGUACCGGCAAGGCGGGGAUGGAACAUCAAAGGUACAUGCGCCAACGACUUUGAGGGAGGUUGUAGGAUUUUUACUAAUUGAUUCUGGGUGAUUAGUUCUCGUCUGAUAUGCGGCAA